Messenger RNA from Ictidomys tridecemlineatus (thirteen-lined ground squirrel), 3469 nucleotides. RefSeq names its product torsin 1A interacting protein 1 (gene Tor1aip1). The record is from RefSeq and is a predicted model, not a curated record. NCBI's taxonomy places the organism in Eukaryota, Metazoa, Chordata, Mammalia, Rodentia, Sciuridae. Gene Ontology annotation, biological process: nuclear membrane organization. Gene Ontology annotation, molecular function: ATPase activator activity. Gene Ontology annotation, cellular component: nuclear membrane.
CAUCUUCGCGAUCUACUAAAGCUACGUCAACAACUAUGGCGCGCGAGGGGCGGCGGGCGGAGCCGGCGGGAGAAGGCUGGGCCUUGUACGUCACGCCCCGAGCCCCCCUUCGCGAGGGAAGGCACCGGCUCGCCCCUCAAAAUGGCAGCGGCAGUGACGCGCCUGCGUACGGAACUUCUCCGUCGCGCCAGGGCCGGCGGGAAGUGAGGUUCUCAGAGGAACCGCCAGAAGUAUACGGCGACUUCGAGCCCCGGGUGGCCAAAGAAAGGUCCCCGGUGGGAAAGCGAAACCCACCAGAAGAGUUCCGGCCGGAUUCUGCGAAAGAGGAAGUGAGAGAAAGCGCCUACUACCUUCGCUCUCGGCAGCGGAGGCAGCCGCGACUCCAGGAAGCCGAGGAGAUGAAGACGCGAAGGGCUACCCGCCUUCUGCAGCAGCAUUCACCACAGCCUCCUCUACCGCCGUCUCCGGUUACGGCCAGGAGAGGCUUACGGGACUCGCAGUCCUCUGAAGAGGACGAAACAUCUUACCAAACUGUUACAAGCCAGACAGUCUCAAAGAAAACUGUCAGGAGAACCCAAGAGGCUCCAGCAGUGGCAAGUGAAGAUCCUGUGAUUAGCCUAUGUAGACCCCCUCUAAGAAGCCCAAGAUCUGAUUCAACUUACAAAACCAAUGGAAAUACUAAAAUGAGUGAAGUAGAAGCGGCCAGUGUCUUACAGAAGGUCAAUUUUUCCGAAGAAGAAGGAGAAACCGAAGAUGAUGAUCAAGACAGCUCUUACAGUGACAUCACUGCUGUUAAGGUCAAAUCUGGGGAUUCUGUUGAAUCUAGAGAUCUAACCACCAGAUCAACAUCUGGUCAACAUCCAGAAUCAAUUUGGAGAUUAUCACAAAAUCAAGACUUCACAGCUCAAGAAAAGCAAACUUCAGUGCUGAGCUCAGGAUAUCAAAAAAAUCCUCAGGAGUGUAUUGAACAAAAUGUAAGAAUGAGGACUAAGAUGCAAACAUCUUCACCAGGCAAGAGUUCAGUAUAUGGCCGUUUCCCAGAUGAUGACAGCAUUCAGAAAUCAGAGCUUGGAAAUCAGUCUCCAUCAAAUUCUAGCCAACAAGUGGCUGAACAACCCCAAAACGAAUCUUUUGUCAAGAGGAAAUGGGGGUGGUGGCUGCUUUUUAUGAUAGCUCCGCUCGCCUGUGGGAUACUUUGGUUCCUUCAUACUCCUGAGGUAGAAACUGCUGCUGUUCAAGAGUUCCAAAACCAGAUGCAACAACUUAUGACUAAGUACCAAGGUCAAGAUGAGAAACUGUGGAAAAGGAGCCAAACGUUCCUGGAAAAGCAUCUUAACAGCUCCCAUCCUCGGAAUCAGCCAGCUAUCUUGCUGCUCACUGCUGCCCGGGACGCUGAAGAAGCACUGAAGUGUCUGAGUGAACAAAUUGCCGAUGCCUAUUCUUCCUUCCGCAGUGUCCGUGCCAUCCGGAUUGAUGGGACAGGCAAAGCUGCUGAAGACAGUGAUAUUGUCAAACUGGAGGUAGAUCAGCAGCUGAGCAACGGAUUCAAAAAUGGCCAGAAUGCCGCAGUGGUGCACCGCUUCGAGUCGCUACCUGCAGGCUCUACCUUGAUCUUCUAUAAAUAUUGUGACCAUGAAAAUGCAGCCUUCAAAGAUGUAGCUUUAGUUCUGACUGUCUUGUUGGAAGAGGAGACACUUGGAACCAGUCUUGGCCUAAAGGAAAUUGAAGAAAAAGUGAGGGAUUUCCUCAAAGUCAAGUUCACCAACUCAAACACACCCAGCUCCUACAAUCACAUGGACCCAGACAAACUGAAUGGGCUCUGGAGCCGAAUUUCCCACUUAGUUCUGCCUGUGCAACCAGAAAAUGCCCUGAAAAGGGGCAUCUGCUUAUAAGGGGUGAAAGAAGAGAAAAUCAUGUUUCAAGUUCUGAGAAUUUUUCAGACUUUGUAUCCAGAGUCAAAAUUCAGAGUACUUUUUGAAAGAACUGGUUUCUUUUUAAAGGAAGUUCAUGGAACAUCUAAAUCAUAUAUUCAACCUAAUUAUCUGUGACUUGAGAGAAUCAUUUCUCUGUUUCUGUUGAGAGCUAUGUUAAGAUAUUUAGGAGAGUAAAUUAUAUGCAGUCCCGUAGAGGAUCUGUGUUGGUUCUGGACUGAGUCUUUAUUGCUGCGGUGUGACAGUGAGAGGAGUUAGGCUCCUUUCCUAGGAACGGUUCCUGCUUUUUAACUUAGAUUUCUCAGUUUGUUAUUAGUAAGGCAGCUCUCUGAUUGUAACCAUGGACUUUCCCAUUAUGUUUCCUUUUAUACCAUAGAGGUGUGAGUUCUCAGCUUCUGCUUGUUAGGAACAAAAGUAAUGAGCGGUCAUCUGAGUAUUUAGAAUUUUUUCCUUUGUUCUUGAAGGCUGGGGAUGAGGGAAGGGAAGAGAGGAAUCGUGGAAUGGAGAAUGCUGUAGAAGAGAAAAAGUCUCCAAGAUGAAAUGUUCAUGAAGUCACUGAGCUAUAUGUUAGUCAGAUAUCUGAACUGUGACCUCAGCAAAAUCUAUUGAGAUGUGUUUUGUUUCUUUCUCCAUGCUUCCUUCCUUCCUUCCAAGAAAUUCUUGGUUCUCCCAAGGAUUUUUAAAGCCUACAUAUCACAAGGUUUAAUACAUUUGCUCCUUUGGCUCUUAAGGGCAUGAAAAUUCAGAGCAGUAUAUUUUGGACAUAACCAGAAGUUUGGGGUUUUUUGAAAUAAGCAAUACGGUUUCAGAAAUUGGCACACAGUUUGUUAACCAGCCAUCCUGGACUAUUGAAGAAGGAUUUAAUUUUCUGCUUGCCCAUUUGUUGCAGUCCUUUAGUGACACUGCAUCACAAAUCUGAAGAUUUAUUAUGCACAUGAUAAAUUUUAUUGAGUGCCUCAAGCCAAAAAGAUAGUAAACUUUACCACAUGAGAAGAAUGUUAGAUGUACUUCUGUAGUAUUUUAAUUAUAACUUUGCAUUUAAAUUGAGCUUUCUCACCUGUCAACUGCUUUGAUUUUCAUAAAAUCUUAUAAUUCUGGACUCACCUUUUUUUUAAUUGGCCACAGGGCUUUAAAUGAAAAGACUGUUUUUAGAGUAUUCAAAGCAGUCAUUGACUUCAUCAUUUACCCUUUGAGGGUCUCACAACUGGUAGCUGAGAGUCUAGUUUCUUUCUAUUAGGACUAUCAGUACUCAUAAAUUUAUACUCUUUAUUGUAAUUUGUUCCUAACUAUCCAAAGUUAGAUCAUCUGAUUUAUUUUAUAGAGGAUUAGAAAACAGGAGUUUUUGAAAAGACUUAUUUUAUACAUACAUAUUAUAUGGAGAAAUGUUUUUAUUAAAUGUUUCACUGACCCCAGUGAAACAUUUUUUAAAAGUAAUAUGUUACUUAUAUCUUUCAGGAAAAAUAUUUGAAGCAGCUGAUGUAUAAAUGACUUUAAAAGCUAUUUUAGUAAUUUAAAUAAACUUACUUUCUUGGUUUGUA